Messenger RNA from Papaver somniferum (opium poppy), 1235 nucleotides. RefSeq names its product homeobox-leucine zipper protein HOX3-like. The transcript has 4 exons. Gene Ontology annotation, biological process: regulation of DNA-templated transcription. Lineage: Eukaryota; Viridiplantae; Streptophyta; Magnoliopsida; Ranunculales; Papaveraceae. Gene Ontology annotation, molecular function: DNA-binding transcription factor activity, RNA polymerase II-specific; sequence-specific DNA binding. The coding region runs from base 100 to 873 and encodes 257 amino acids. The record is from RefSeq and is a predicted model, not a curated record.
AUUCCCUUAACUUUUCAUCUUCUAAAUAAUCACUUCUUGUAAUUGUUUUUCAUCCAUCCAUUUUCAUCAGACAUCUCGUUCUGCAAGACUAGUACUUUCAUGGCGAUUUCACCAUCAUCAAAUAGUCCUUCUUGUUUAGACUUAACAAUCUCUGUACCUGGUUUUGCUUCUUCUUCUUCAGCUUCUUCCUCAUCUCCUUUAUCUCUUGUUCCUUCUUCAGAAGGAGGAGGAUCAUGUUCAAUGAAGAAUUUGGAUAUGAAUCAAGUACCAACCUUUACUUAUUCAUUAAUGGAAGAAGAAGAAGAAAUAGAUCAUGAGUACUUGACAAUAGGCACAAGAUCAUCACUACUGCUGGAUGAUCAUGAUCAAGAGAGUGGGGGUGAUGGUAAAGCUCCUCCUCGUAAGAAAUUACGUCUCUCUAAAGAACAGUCUCGUUUACUUGAAGAAAGUUUCAGAGAAAAUCACACCUUAAAUCCUAAACAAAAAGAAGCAUUGGCGUUUCAGUUGAAGCUUAAACCACGCCAAGUUGAAGUCUGGUUCCAAAACCGCAGAGCUAGGACUAAGUUAAAGCAGACAGAGAUGGAGUGUGAAUAUCUAAAGAGAUGUUUUGGUUCAUUGACAGAAGAAAACAGAAGAUUACAAAGGGAAGUUGAACAACUUAGGGCAUUAAGAGUUGGUCCACCAACAAUAUUAUCACCAAAUAGUUUUGAACCAUUACAAGCAUCAAAUAUCACUAUGUGUCCGCGCUGCGAACGUGUAACAACAAAUAGUGGUAAUGCAUCUGAUAAGUGUCCUUCUGCUGGUAAGACUGCUAAUAAGCAAGUUCAUCAUCACGUACUACUAGACUCAAGACAACCUUGGGCUGCUUAUUGAAAAGGACUUUGGAGGAUUUUAGUGCUGCUACAAGAAAUCUUCUCUUAACAAUGGCAGUGAUGAUCAGAAAUCUUCCUCGGGGUUUGCAUCUGAGGAUCUCUGAUUUUGUUUCUUGUGUUCAAAAAUUAACCUCAGUUGGAUUUUCUCAUUUUGGAGCUUUUUAGUUUUAAUGUAUUUCACUCACUUCUUUUGUGUGUGAACAAAACCUACCAUCAUCUAACCACUUUAGUUUCAACAGCAUCUGUUACUGUUAGAUGAUGAAGGGUUUUUCUCACCCACGUGAAAGUGUUUUUUACAUUUCGCGUUCUCUUUUUCUUUCUUUCUUUUCUUCGGAUGUUAAAAUAGAAACUGUAUAUAUUUAA